UCUCCCAGGCUGCCCCGCGCGCGCGCCGGCAGUUCGGCCACGUCCCUGGCCACGUCGCGCCUGCUUUCGCCAUCUUCGCCGCUUCCUCUCAGAGGCUGCAGCCGCCGCCUGAGCCGCCGAGCGCCGGGGCCGCCGCGCUGCGCCGACCGCCGCCGCCAUGAACAUCUUCCGGCUGACCGGGGACCUGUCCCACUUGGCGGCCAUUGUCAUUCUGCUGCUGAAGAUCUGGAAGACGCGCUCCUGCGCCGGUAUUUCUGGGAAAAGCCAGCUUCUGUUUGCACUGGUCUUCACAACUCGUUACCUGGAUCUUUUUACUUCAUUUAUUUCGUUAUAUAAUACAUCUAUGAAGCUUAUCUACAUUGCCUGUUCCUAUGCCACAGUAUACCUGAUCUACAUGAAAUUUAAGGCUACCUAUGAUGGAAAUCACGAUACCUUCCGAGUGGAGUUUCUGGUGGUCCCUGUGGGAGGCCUCUCGUUCCUAGUCAAUCAUGAUUUUUCUCCACUCGAGAUUUUAUGGACCUUCUCCAUCUACCUUGAAUCAGUGGCUAUCCUCCCACAGCUCUUUAUGAUUAGCAAGACUGGGGAAGCUGAGACCAUCACCACCCACUACCUGUUCUUCCUGGGCCUCUAUCGAGCUUUGUAUCUUGUCAACUGGAUCUGGCGCUUCUAUUUUGAGGGCUUCUUUGACCUCAUUGCUGUGGUGGCCGGUGUAGUCCAGACCAUUCUAUACUGUGACUUCUUCUACUUGUACAUUACAAAAGUACUCAAGGGAAAGAAGCUCAGUUUGCCAGCGUCAAAUGCAAGCUGGGACCGUUCAUCGAAGAGCACCAUGCGCAGAACAGGAUCUGGAACCUCAGCAUACUGAUGGCAUCUGUAGCCAUUCUACUGAAGUAAAAAUAAAACAGGCAAAGUUGUUACCACCAUUCUCUGGUCAACCAGGAUAACAUCUUAAUAACAAGGGUGCCCGAAUUGGAGUGUGGGAAUAGGCCACAUCCUGGCCAGUUGGAUACAGCGGCCUUGUGUGACACGCCUUAUGAAGCACUGUUUCAUAGUUACUUUCACUUCCAGAAUAAAGGUUACCAGGUAAUUAA
Propithecus coquereli (Coquerel's sifaka) is the source of this 1091-nucleotide messenger RNA. RefSeq names its product KDEL (Lys-Asp-Glu-Leu) endoplasmic reticulum protein retention receptor 2 (gene KDELR2). NCBI's taxonomy places the organism in Eukaryota, Metazoa, Chordata, Mammalia, Primates, Indriidae. Gene Ontology annotation, molecular function: ER lumen protein retrieval receptor activity. Gene Ontology annotation, cellular component: cis-Golgi network; membrane; endoplasmic reticulum. Gene Ontology annotation, biological process: endoplasmic reticulum to Golgi vesicle-mediated transport; protein retention in ER lumen. The transcript has 6 exons. Bases 158 to 865 code for a protein of 235 amino acids. The record is from RefSeq and is a predicted model, not a curated record.